Plasmodium gonderi is the source of this 1137-nucleotide messenger RNA. RefSeq lists its product as hypothetical. The record is from RefSeq and is a predicted model, not a curated record. The transcript has a single exon. Lineage: Eukaryota; Apicomplexa; Aconoidasida; Haemosporida; Plasmodiidae. The coding region runs from base 1 to 1137 and encodes 378 amino acids.
AUGGAAGAGCGAAAACCAGUAUGCUCGAGCUUAGCAAUCGGGCUGUUAUUUUACCUGUGCUACUUCUUCUAUUUCGGAUCAUAUAUAUUUCAAAUGUAUUUUCUAGUGUUCUCCAAAGUGGAUUAUAUUUUGUUUGGCGUUUUAUUAAUCAUGACAAUAGUUUCCAUAUCGUUAGCUUCAAGUGGACUAAUGCAAUCGUCAAUAUUUGUGGUAGUAAUUAUACUAUUAGUAGAAAUAUAUGAAUAUAAAAAUUAUGUAUAUCCAAACAUAAUAGAUAGUGAAUUUAACAAAAUGUUUUUAAUUUUUCGAUUAUUUGUGACAAUUAAUUUUCUUUUAUUUUUCUAUUUGCAUAUAAAAAAUCUCAAAAAAAAAAAAAAAAUCGAAUUAUAUAAGUCCAAAUCUGAAGAGAAAAAAACACAAAAAAGUCAAGAAAAUAAUUUAUCACCAAAUAUAAAUGGACUUUCAAAAUAUAACACUGUACCUGUAAGGGGAAAUAUAACUCAAGAAGUUAUUGCACAUUUUCCAUGUCAACAUAAUAAUGGUGUCCCUGAAAAAAAGACAGAAAUUAUAGAAGGUCAUACAUUAAAAAUUUUAUCAAUUCCGAUUAUUCAAAAAGAGGAGAGACCACAGCCAUCUGAAAUAUUCAGCCAACCCUGUAAGGUAUUUGAACUACAAUCACAAAAUAAUCCAUAUAUGCAUUAUAGUCUUAAAACUGUAGAAAAUAACACACAACCCUUUGCAGUUAAUCAAACCAUAAAUAGUAAUACGUCAGCAAGUGAUAAUUUAAACAUGUCGUACAACAGACAGUACACAUACCCGUGGGUACCCAAUAACAGCAAUGCCAACAAUAACAGCAAUAACAGCAAUGCCAACAAUAACAGCAAUAACAGCAAUAACAACAAUGACAACAAUAACCUAUGUGGAAAUGAUGUUAUAACCUCAGGGGGGGAAAAUCAACACUUAAAUGGAAGAGUUUAUGGAAAUAAUACUAGUAUCCCGUUCUAUAAUGGAACGUUGAACUUGCCCAAUCCAAAUUAUUUCCCUAACAAUAGGAACCUAUAUCAAACGAUGCCCAACAAAACAGACCCUUACCAAGCCGGGACUUAUCAAUCGGGGGGUUACCAAACGGGGGUAUAA